Messenger RNA from Nymphaea colorata (pocket water lily), 1806 nucleotides. RefSeq names its product F-box protein SKIP31. Gene Ontology annotation, molecular function: protein binding. The transcript is spliced from 9 exons. The coding region runs from base 369 to 1385 and encodes 338 amino acids. NCBI's taxonomy places the organism in Eukaryota, Viridiplantae, Streptophyta, Magnoliopsida, Nymphaeales, Nymphaeaceae. The record is from RefSeq and is a predicted model, not a curated record.
GAUUGGUCUCGCGUCGGGUCUCGGUAUUGGAUUCUUUCAGCGGCCGACGCUCGGGAGCCUUUGGUCGGGCGGUUGCAAGAGACCAGGCGUGCCCGUGCGGAGGCGGGAGAACCGUCUGCUCAUCACCCGCGGUCGUCGUCGAUCGUCAUCAUCGGGGUUUAGCGUUGGAUUGAGGCUACUGCUGUUUCCGAGUCCAAAAUUCCGACCACGAUUGGGGAAGGGUAGGGACGAAACCCUGCUUGUCGCUGGUCUUGUGUUCGCCGACCAUCGGCCGGCCUUCCUUGGCUGUUCCGGCGGCCAGGCGUUAGGUUCUUCUUCAUCGUUUCGGGGGGCUCAUUGGAGGGAGAGAAAGGAAAAAGGUCUGUAGAAUGACUGACGUCGAGAAGAGAAGAGAAGAAGAAGAAGAUGAAGCUUUAGCGCAGUUCCUGGAAGCAGAGGUCCUUUCCGAGAUAUCUGAAGAUGAAGAGGUUGUGGAGAGGCCACAGAAGAGGUUAUGCGCUUCGCAUGUUCCACUGCUUGCGGCUGGACGCCGUCCAGUAGAAAGUGAACCUGUUCUGGAGACCGGCUCUCUUUCUACCUCUAGUGUGGAAAAAGGUCCCGCUGACCGCAGCUGGCGGACAAAAUACAUCAUGAGCGGGAUGUUCAGCAAGAUCCCUCCAGAGCUUUUCCGACACAUCCUCAAAUUUUUGUCUUCUGAGGAUCUUGUGGCAUGUGCGCUAGUUUGUCGAUUUCUUAACUUUGCAGCCUCUGAUGAGUUCUUAUGGCGUCGCCUGUACUGCAUGCGGUGGGGCCUGGCAUCCCCUACUGGGAAACCACGUGCAUGUGCAUGGAAGAAACUCUAUAUACAGCGUGAUGAAGAGGACAUGGUUGAGUUUGUUAGGAAUACCCCAGCUGAGUUUAAGGAGUAUUAUAUUCAAAUGCAGGUUGCAAAGAGAAGCCAGGCUCCCCUUCCUUCGCAAGUGAACGAUGACAGCAUAAUUCUUGACAAAACAGUGGCAGAUCAGGUUUCUAUUUGGAAAAGUAGCCGAGGCUUGACUGAUGAUGUGGCUCCUGACCAUGCAUGCUCAGGGGAGACAUGCACUUAUUCUCAAAUCGGAGAUGUAUUUAUCUGUGAGAAAACUGGUCGUGUACAUGUAUGCGAUGAUACAUGUCGAGAAACCAUCUUGGACCCGUCCAGUGGCCUUCUGGUUUGUACGAUAUCAGGUCUUUGUUUUGAUAGUUGGCUUUCACCUUCAGAGGAGGAACCUGACAUGGAUCAGCAACAAGGAGGUGCAACAGAUGAACAGGAACCAUUCAUGGGAUCUGGACGAUUUGCACGUGCCUACCUCCUUGGCUACAACUGUGCUGAUGAGAAAGAGCUGGAGGCAGCUUUAUAUUUUUGUUAGCUUAUUGUUUAUUUCAAUGUCAAGUUGAUUCAUCCAGUAUCUCUCCAUCUAGUUUCAAGUGGGAGGAGUGGGAGGAUUCAACACAUCUUCAGCUCCUUAGCAGGUUCUUAACUUUGCAGUUGCGCUGAGGUGGCUGAACUUUGGCAACUAAGGUUAUGUUGAACAUAUUGGUACAUGCACUACAGCAUCUAAAGCUUCUUACUAAUGUUUGAUAAUGUACGGAUACAUCUUUACAGUUGUUCUACAUGUAAUAUAAAGAAAACAUUGUAAUAAUUUUUUGGUAGUUAUGGCUCCUUAAGCUGUGUCAUUGCCAAGCAUUGAUAUUUCAUGGGGUUAGGUUGAGGGUAUGCAAAUCCAGGAAAAGCCACCCAUCAUAUAGGUCAAUAUCAUUUAUAAUAUAUAUUUUUUCCUUCAUUGAGAA